CCGUCCGGCACUCGUGUUCCCUAGCAACGACAAAUGUUGUUGUAAUGGCGGCCUAGCUUAUCGUCAAUGCUAGCAGACCAGUCAGUUACGGCGGACUGCUCUGCCAUGGACGGUGACAACCUAGACGAGUUGCUCGACGAAGUGGAAAAAAAGUUUUGUUGCAACGUUUCCGUCAGAGCUGACUGCCCUGCGAGCUCCAAAAAAGAUAGAAAGUGCGGGAAGGACAGUGACGUGCGGGGACAUGGAGGGCAUAGAGGCGGCAGCAUCACUGAUGACAUUGAUGCUCUGCUGGAGGAAUUAAAGGAGGAAGUCACUCCAGCUAAGACUGAGCAUCAUCCGAAAGGUCAUCGAGCAGAGCAGACGCAUCCUUGUCACUCUGGAGGGAGAAAGUGCUGUCCUGUCUACCUUGGAGGGAGCGGUAUCACUAACGGAGUUGGAACAGCCACCUCCAAGAGCAGAUCAUGUGACCAGCUGAGAUGUACAUCCUGCGACUUCCGGGUGCUGAUGUUUGAUGACUGGGAGUGGGACCCGUCUUGUGAUUACCUCUUCCUCAGGAACAACAUGCCGGACCAUGAGAAGCUCCGAGCCAAGUUGAGGAAGAGGAACGGAGCUCGAGCAUAUGCCUGCCAGUGCAGCUGGUUCUCCACAUUAGAUGCCACGGAUGUCUUGCUGCAGCCACAGCUCAGAUGGGUGUGUGGCAGACACCUGGACUGAGGGAACAUCACAAGUUAAAACAUGUUUUGGCUCAGAUGUAACAGACAAUCUCAACUAUCUUCGUCCUUUGUUUAAUGGGGGUCUGUGGAUCCCCAUCAUCUUCAACAGCCUGGACUGUUAUGUCAUUUUGUGCUUUUAAUCACUGCUGUCGGUGAUGGGAGCUGUCCAGCCAGUAGAAAAAGUGCUGGUACUCAGACCUAAACAUAUCCAACGGUAGGUUAUGAGAUCAUUAACUAAUUAUUAAACAUGUUCAGACUCUUCCUUUUGCACAUUUCAGUAGCGUCAACCCCAGUGAAGGUUUGCUCUUUGGUGUUUUAUGUGAUUAUACAGAAAAUGCCAGUUUUGUCAUGGUCAGAAAAUGAGAAAAAUAUCACAAUUCAUUAAAAUUAAUUGACAAUCAUUUUCUUUUUCUGUUUUUCAGAAAGUGUACAGUUAAAACAGUAGUACUACAGCAAUGGCAGUAUAUUGAUAAAUUAAAGGAUACAAAUGCCACCUUGAUAUUUUGGAAAGCAAAACAUGUAGAUAUACCAAAAAGCUAUAUAGAAAUAUACAAUUUUUGCUGUCAUAUUUAUUUUCCAAAUGUUUAAAAUGUAAUUUUGUCAUCAUUUUUGUAAUCAUUGUAAAUGCUGAAUUUAUUCCCAUAAUAUAACAUUUCCCCCAACUUAAUAUUUCAA
Molecule: messenger RNA, 1388 nt
Organism: Doryrhamphus excisus (bluestripe pipefish)
Lineage: Eukaryota; Metazoa; Chordata; Actinopteri; Syngnathiformes; Syngnathidae
Gene: cfap418
Product: cilia and flagella associated protein 418
Cellular component (GO): cytosol
Source: RefSeq, a predicted model, not a curated record